Messenger RNA from Carya illinoinensis, 2406 nucleotides. Its product is annotated as LRR receptor-like serine/threonine-protein kinase FEI 1. Gene Ontology annotation, biological process: protein phosphorylation. The record is from RefSeq and is a predicted model, not a curated record. Gene Ontology annotation, molecular function: protein kinase activity; ATP binding; protein binding. The transcript is spliced from 15 exons. Lineage: Eukaryota; Viridiplantae; Streptophyta; Magnoliopsida; Fagales; Juglandaceae. Bases 308 to 2095 code for a protein of 595 amino acids.
GUCUUGCUAUUACCAAGCACCUAUUCCCCACACUCACUCUUGUCACUCUCUCUCUCUCUCUCUCCGGAGUCACUCAAAUCCUAGACACUUAACAGAAGUGAGGGGUGGAUUUUGUUUUUAUCUUCUUUUUACAGCUCAACCUGCAUCUCUCUCUGCAUCUCAGAUCGAACCCGCCGGUAAUAUUUUUCUUUCUUUUGCGGCUUAGAUGUUGUCAUCACCCAGAUAACCAUAUGUUCACGGCAGGCAUUCUAGAGCUUGGUGUGUCAGAUGAUUUAUAGUGGCUAUAUUAUGCUUGAUCAGUGCCACUAUGGGCGUCUGUCUGAAGGAGUGGCAAGGGUUGUGGCUUCUUUGCAUUCUACUUAUUCUUAUCGCAAGGAACGAAAUUGGAGCCAUCAGUCCUGAUGGUGAGGCACUUCUAAGCUUCAGGACAGCAGUUGUUAGUUCAGACGGAGUCCUUCAAUGGAGACCAGAAGAUCCUGACCCAUGUAAUUGGAAGGGUGUGAAAUGUGAUUCAAAAACAAAGAGAGUAAUAUACUUGAGUAUUCCUUAUCACAGAUUGAGUGGAUCUCUAUCCCCUGAUCUUGGGAAGCUGGAACACUUGAAGAUUUUAGCUCUUCAUAACAACAACUUCUAUGGGACAAUUCCUUCAGAGUUGGGAAAUUGCUCACAAUUACAGGGAAUAUACUUGCAGGGUAACUAUUUGAGUGGAUCUAUUCCCAGUGAAUUGGGAGAGCUUUCAGAGCUUGAAACUUUGGAUAUUUCGAGCAACUCUCUAAGUGGAUAUAUCCCUCGGUCACUUGGGAAGUUGGAUAAGCUUAAUACUUUCAAUGUGUCAAGGAAUUUUCUGAUUGGAUCAAUACCAUCUGAUGGUGUGCUAAUCAACUUUCCAGAAAGCUCCUUUGUUGGCAAUCGUGACUUGUGUGGUAAGCAAAUCAGCGUGACAUGCAAGGAUGAUGGUGGAGGACCUGGAACCAAUUCUCAAUCUCCAACUUCAGCCCAAAAUCAGGGUGCAAGAAAGAAGUACUCUGGGCGGCUGCUUAUUAGUGCAUCAGCAACAGUGGGUGCACUACUUCUAGUCGCACUUAUGUGCUUCUGGGGUUGCUUUCUGUACAAGAAGUUUGGUAAAAAUGAUGGUAAAAGUCUUGCAAUGGAUGUCAGUGGAGGUGCUUCAAUAGUAAUGUUUCACGGAGAUUUGCCAUACUCUUCAAAAGACAUCAUAAAGAAAUUGGAGGCUUUGAAUGAGGAGCACGUAAUAGGUUGUGGGGGCUUUGGAACAGUGUACAAGCUUGCUAUGGAUGAUGGCAAUGUAUUUGCUUUGAAAAGAAUUAUAAAAAUGAAUGAGGGCUUUGAUCGUUUUUUUGAGAGAGAGCUGGAAAUUCUUGGAAGCAUUAAACACCGAUACCUAGUGAAUUUGAGAGGUUAUUGCAACUCUCCUACAUCAAAAUUGUUAAUUUACGAUUUCCUUCCUGGUGGUAGCCUUGAUGAAGCUCUUCAUGAAAGAUCCGAGCAGCUUGACUGGGAUGCAAGAUUGAAUAUCAUUCUAGGAGCUGCAAAAGGACUGGCAUACUUGCAUCAUGAUUGUUCUCCCAGGAUCAUUCAUCGAGACAUAAAGUCAAGUAAUAUUUUGCUUGAUAGCAAUCUCGAGGCUCGAGUGUCUGACUUUGGACUUGCCAAACUUUUGGAGGAUGAAGAAUCACACAUAACGACCAUCGUCGCUGGAACAUUUGGUUAUCUGGCCCCAGAAUAUAUGCAAAGUGGUAGAGCAACAGAAAAGACUGAUGUUUAUAGUUUUGGGGUUCUGGUGCUUGAAGUGUUGAGCGGCAAGCGACCAACAGAUGCUUCGUUUAUUGAGAAGGGCCUGAACAUUGUUGGCUGGUUAAAUUUUCUGGUCACAGAGAGUAGGCAAAGGGAGAUCGUUGAUACGCAGUGCGAGGGGGUGCAGGCAGAAAGCCUUGAUGCAUUGCUCUCUGUUGCAAUCCAGUGUGUUUCUUCUAGUCCAGAGGAGAGACCCACAAUGCACAGGGUGGUACAGUUGCUUGAAUCAGAGGUCAUGACCCCAUGCCCAAGUGACUUCUACGAUUCCAACUCUGAAUGAAAAAGCCUUGUGCAAAGAUGCAGAUUUUGACGAUUACAAGGUGUGCUGCAUCGUCUUUGUCCUGUCGAUGUCUUUCAGAGCAUUUUGUUAGCCAUCAAUGGAAAUCAGGGCGCAUUUUGCUACUUGCACUGUCCUCAUUUUACAUAAUCUUCCUUUUGACUUUUCUGUCUUCACUUCAACUGUAUUUCAUUAUGAUUUAUCCAUUCCCUCACCCCUUCCCCAAUUAUCUACUGUGUAAUCUCCACCAUUUGUUCUUCUAAAUUAAAUGUAAAUCACAUUUGUAUAAAUUGAAAUUGUUUUCACUUCGCAAA